Messenger RNA from Pteropus alecto (black flying fox), 2711 nucleotides. RefSeq names its product cap methyltransferase 1 (gene CMTR1). Gene Ontology annotation, molecular function: nucleic acid binding; protein binding; methyltransferase cap1 activity. Gene Ontology annotation, biological process: 7-methylguanosine mRNA capping. NCBI's taxonomy places the organism in Eukaryota, Metazoa, Chordata, Mammalia, Chiroptera, Pteropodidae. Gene Ontology annotation, cellular component: nucleus; cytoplasm. The record is from RefSeq and is a predicted model, not a curated record.
UAGGGCGGGACCUGGGCGCGACAGCGCGGCCGGCGGACCCUGGCUGGCUUGGGAAACGAAACUGAGGGAGCAGCCGGAGGCUCUGGCAGCAGCAGGGCCAGACCCGGUGGUGGCGGCGGCGGCGGCUCUGGCAGUGGUGGUCUGACCCCCUCUCUCCGUUCCCUUGCAGCUUGCCCUCUCCCCUCAGUUAACAAUGAAGAGGAGAAAUGAUCCAGAAUGCACUGCCCCUAUCAAGAAACAGAAGAAGAGAGUUGCAGAGCUUGCCCUGAGCCUCAGCUCUACGUCUGAUGAUGAACCUCCCUCCACUGUCAAUCAUGCAGCAAAAGUAUCUACCACAAGCCUAAGUGGGUCUGACAGCGAAACUGAGGGGAAGCAACGCAGCUCUGACUCUUUCGACGAUGUAUUCAAAGCAAACUCCCUUGUGGAGGGAACGUCCUCGCGCUAUUCCAUGUAUAAUAGCGUCUCCCAGAAGCUUAUGGCCAAGAUGGGCUUCAGGGAAGGCGAAGGAUUGGGUAAAUACAGCCAGGGUCGGAAGGACAUUGUUGAGGCCUCUAGUCAGAAAGGUCGAAGAGGCUUGGGUCUGACGUUGCAAGGCUUUGACCAGGAGUUGAACGUGGACUGGCGAGAUGAGCCAGAGCCCAGUGCCUGUGAGCAGGUGUCAUGGUUCCCAGAAUGCACCACUGAAAUUCCUGACACUCAGGAAAUGAGCGAUUGGAUGGUUGUGGGAAAGAGAAAGAUGAUUAUUGAAGAUGAAACAGAGUUUUGUGGGGAAGACCUGCUUCACAGUAUGCUGCAGUGUAAGAGUGUGUUUGAUGUCUUGGAUGGGGAGGAGAUGCGGCGAGCUCGGACCCGGGCCAAUCCCUACGAGAUGAUCCGAGGAGUCUUCUUCCUAAAUAGGGCAGCAAUGAAGAUGGCUAACAUGGAUUUUGUGUUUGAUCGCAUUUUUACAAAUCCGCGGGACUCAUGUGGGAAACCACUGGUAAAGGAUCGGGAAGCUGAGCUUCUGUACUUUGCUGACGUCUGUGCAGGCCCAGGUGGCUUCUCCGAGUAUGUGCUGUGGAGGAAGAAGUGGCACGCAAAGGGCUUUGGAAUGACUCUGAAGGGCCCUAAUGACUUUAAGCUAGAGGACUUCUACUCAGCCUCCAGUGAACUCUUCGAACCUUACUAUGGUGAGGGUGGGAUUGAUGGAGAUGGAGACAUCACCCGCCCAGAGAACAUCACUGCUUUUCGGAAUUUUGUCCUGGAUAACACAGAUCGCAAGGGUGUCCACUUUCUGAUGGCUGAUGGGGGUUUCUCCGUGGAGGGGCAGGAGAACCUGCAAGAGAUCCUCAGCAAACAGCUGCUGCUCUGUCAGUUCCUCAUGGCGCUGUCUGUUGUCCGGACAGGAGGCCACUUCAUCUGUAAAACCUUUGACCUGUUCACACCGUUCAGCGUGGGGCUCAUCUACCUGUUAUACUGCUGCUUUGAACGAGUAUGUCUCUUUAAGCCGAUUACCAGCCGACCUGCCAACUCAGAGAGGUAUGUGGUGUGCAAGGGCCUGAAGGUGGGCAUAGAUGACGUGCGAGAUUACCUCUUCUCCGUCAAUAUUAAACUCAACCAGCUACGGAACAUGGAUUCUGAUGUCAACCUUGUGGUCCCCUUGGAUGUGAUCAAGGGAGACCAUGAAUUUACCGACUACAUGAUACGGUCCAAUGAGAGCCACUGUAGUCUGCAGAUCAAAGCUCUGGCCAAAAUCCAUGCCUUUGUUCAAGACACGACCCUGAGUGAGCCUCGGCAGGCAGAGAUCCGGAAAGACCUCCGUCUUUGGGGGAUCCCAGAUCAGGCUCGAGUUGCUCCUUCUUCCUCAGACCCAAAAUCUAAGUUCUUUGAGCUAAUCCAGGGCACUGAGAUUGACAUCUUCAGCUAUAAGCCCACACUGCUCACCUCCAAAACCCUGGAGAAGAUCCGCCCAGUGCUCGACUACCGCUGCAUGGUGUCUGGCAGUGAGCAGAAGUUUCUCAUUGGCCUGGGGAAAUCACAGAUCUACACGUGGGAUGGCCGCCAGUCAGACCGCUGGGUCAAGCUGGACCUGAAGACAGAGCUACCCCGAGACACUCUGCUAUCUGUGGAGAUUGUCCAUGAGCUGAAAGGGGAGGGAAAGGCCCAGCGGAAGAUUAGUGCGAUCCACAUCCUUGAUGUCCUCGUGCUGAAUGGCAGUGACGUGCGGGAGCAGCACUUUAACCAGCGAAUUCAGCUUGCUGAGAAAUUUGUGAAAGCUGUUUCCAAGCCUAGUCGGCCUGACAUGAAUCCCAUCAGGGUGAAGGAGGUGUACAGGCUGGAGGAGAUGGAGAAGAUUUUUGUCAGGUUAGAAAUGAAGAUCAUCAAGGGCUCCAGUGGCAUACCGAAGCUCAGCUACACAGGACGGGACGACCGGCACUUUGUGCCCACUGGCCUCUACAUCGUCAGGACAGUGAAUGAGCCAUGGACUAUGGGAUUCAGCAAAAGCUUCAAGAGGAAGUUCUUCUACAACAAGAAAACCAAGCUCUCUACCUUUGACCUCCCUGCAGACUCCAUUGCCCCAUUUCACAUCUGCUACUAUGGCCGUCUCUUCUGGGAGUGGGGGGAUGGCAUCCGUGUACAUGACUCCCAGAAGCCCCAAGACCCGGACAAGCUGUCCAAGGAGGAUGUCCUGUCCUUCAUCCAGACACACAGCGCCUGAGGGUCUGAGAACA